Molecule: messenger RNA, 1731 nt
Organism: Penicillium chermesinum
Lineage: Eukaryota; Fungi; Ascomycota; Eurotiomycetes; Eurotiales; Aspergillaceae
Product: potassium channel family protein
Exons: 2
Coding region: 1-1731 (576 amino acids)
Biological process (GO): stabilization of membrane potential; potassium ion transmembrane transport
Cellular component (GO): membrane
Molecular function (GO): potassium ion leak channel activity
Source: RefSeq, a predicted model, not a curated record
AUGAAUGAUCCCGGUCUAGACGAUGCCAUUGCCGAUGAGGCAAAUGCGUUGGAUAUGCAACAAAUCUCCCGGGAGAAGAGCAGUGCCACAUCGGGGAAAGACAACGCACCUCGUUCCCUAGAUUCGCAAGAGUCGCUCAAGGCUCGAUGGUGGCUGGCUAGCACGGCGUACCCGCUGACUGCUGGUACGUUUGGACCUAUGGCCAGCGCAUUCAAUGUCUGCUGUCUUGCGCAAACAUGGCGUAUGAAGCCAGAUAGCAGUGGUGGCUACCUCAAUAUUCCUGAUCCGAAAUGGGUGAUAGGAGUCAAUGCGAUUUCCUUGGUAUUUGCUGUCGUUGCAAAUGUGGCUCUCUCACUCAACAUGGCUAGACGUAUCCGAUUCUCUGUGGCGCAGCCUAUCAUCAUACUUGGGUGGUACAUCUCGUCGGCUCUGCUGGUCGGAAUUCUCAUCCCCUUCGGAGUCCUGAUGUACAGGCCUGAGAAUGCUGGUCAUAUCUAUACCCAGGCGUAUUUCUACGGAACUUUUGCUGCUGGCUUGUAUUUCAUUCUUGCGUCCUUGCUCACGGUUACGGCGUACGGUGCCUACAAGGGCCACUACAGCCGUCGUUUUAGUUUGACGAACAGCCAACGGACGCUCAUGCUACAGACUAUUAUCUUCUGCAUCUAUCUUCUUGGUGGUGCGGCGGUCUAUGCCAAAGUCGAGGGAUGGCGAUUCCUAGAUGCAGUAUAUUAUGCGGAUUAUACAUUGCUGACUAUCGGCGUUGGGAAUAUUUCCCCAGCCACCCAUCUGGGUCGUGGGUUGCUCUUCCCAUACGCCGUUGGUGGUAUUGUGAUCUUGGGUCUUAUCAUUUCGUCUAUCCGGACUCUGAUGCUCGAGCACGGGCGGCAAAAGAUCGGAAGUGCCAUUGCGGAUAUGACUCGCAAACUUCUCGUCAAGGAGGCCCUGUCAGAUCGCAAUCGCUUUCGCGCAAUCGUUCCAGACCUCCGUACUGAUGGAAAUGAAGAGGAUAUGACUGAGCGCGAAAAACAAAAACGAGAGUUCAUCACGAUGCGCCGAGUUCGCCAGAUAGCCAGCGUGCAGCACAAGUGGGUGUCUUUGUGCGUGUCUCUGAUAGUUUGGAUGGCUUUGUGGCUGAUUGGAGCCGUGGUCUUUUGGCGGUCGGAGACGCACCAGCCUUGGACUUAUUUUGAGGCCUUGUAUUUUGCCUAUACCUCCCUUCUCACUAUCGGCUACGGCGAUGUUUACCCCGAAAGCAGCCUUGGGAAAGCAUUUUUUGUGUUUUGGUCAUUGCUGGCAGUACCCACGAUCACGAUUCUCAUUUCGAACAUUGGCGAUACUCUCAUUCGAUUCAUUCGGGAUCUUACCCUCUAUCUUGGUGCAUUGACCAUUUUACCGGGCGAGGAGGCUUUUCUAUCUCGCGUCAAAGACAUGUUUCGCCGCGAGAAAUGGCUUCAGGAAGCUACAGGCGAGACAAAUAACGCACGCGAUAUUCUGAAUGAUUCCAAUCCUGAUCUACCUCGUGCCGGUUACUUGGAAGCCAAAGAGCUCCAAAAAGAGGAAGUGGCUCGGCAGCAUGGAGACAUUGCUGCACAGAACCUUCAUCAUUACCAUUACAUCCUGUUUCGUGAGAUACGGAAAAUGAUUCUCCUGGCAAAGAGCAGCUCAACCAAAGAGUUCGAUUACCUCGAGUGGGAGUAUUACCUUCUCUUAUUUCCGGGAAGCAUCCCCUAG